This is a messenger RNA of Anarrhichthys ocellatus (wolf-eel), 2360 nucleotides long. RefSeq names its product WW domain-containing adapter protein with coiled-coil-like. NCBI's taxonomy places the organism in Eukaryota, Metazoa, Chordata, Actinopteri, Perciformes, Anarhichadidae. Bases 725 to 2332 code for a protein of 535 amino acids. Gene Ontology annotation, molecular function: chromatin binding; RNA polymerase II complex binding. The record is from RefSeq and is a predicted model, not a curated record. Gene Ontology annotation, cellular component: nucleus. Gene Ontology annotation, biological process: regulation of autophagy; positive regulation of TORC1 signaling. The transcript is spliced from 12 exons.
UUUUCUAGCUAAACAUCACCGAGGAGUUCGCCUGCACCGCUUCCUCCUGACUCUGCUGCUUUUCGCUGAGCAACAUCGGCCGAGCUAAAAGCGUAUACCGUAUAUCUACAUGUCAGGUGAUGCACUGAGGGUGGUUUGCGAUAAAGACCACCCGCUAUGCAGUGCUGGUGCACAGCUUGUAGGUAUCUGUUUGGUAGGAUAGAUUGAGCCCAGAUAUAUCAGGAAGCUGAAGAAAAAGAGAACUGAGAGAGCAGAUAGACAGGAGGCCACGGUUCCCCCUCACACAUACACACACACACAUCACCACGGCCUUGAUGGUGAUGUAUGCAAGGAAACCAACAAGAGUCAGCGAUGGGUAAAUCAAGCACAAACCAUAACGUUGUCAAAGUUAUUCGUGUGGUUUACCUUUUUUGUGUGUGGAUUAGUGACUCAUGUUUUCCUGUAACGUUAACCGUUAACAUUAGCUGUCAGUGCUACGAGCUAACAGCUUUUCCUGUAAUUAGCUCUGGGUUCCGGAUAUUUAGCUUAUCGACUAACUAAAUGUGAACGUAACCUUAGCUAACUAACGUGGUAAUGGUUACCGUCAGUGUAUAGGCCACAGUAUGUACGAUGUGAUUUAAACACGAUUUAUUAUUUUCUACUAGUGACAUAAUGAGCAAACAGCUGUUGCUAAGGUGGCAAAUCAAGCUAACCUAGCUAACGGCAGCUAUUUAUCAGUAGCUAAAUGACGUUAUGCUCCAUACAGUGUGUCGCCGUUAAAUUGCCGUUUGUUCUAUGUGUUUACAGGUGCAACGACAGAAGGGAUUCACAAUCCUAUCAGACCCAUAAAUCUCAGCCAAAGAGCCAGUCCAGCAGCCUUCACCGCUAUGACAAGGUGCGCGAUGGCUCAUCGGACCCCACACCCCCUUUCAAGAUGCUGCGACGCUCAGACGAAAGUCCUGUCAGCAGACAUGGAGACGGCGCGGGGCAUGGAAAGGCCAAAACCUCUCACGCAGUUAGAGGGAAAAAUGGGACCAGCAGCUCUCCUCAGGAGAACUCUCACAACAACAGCUCCCACCAUGGCUCCGACUCGCAUGCGACUCAGAGCAAGCCUGCAGACAGGCACCAGGACCCAGCAGAUGACUGGACAGAACACAUCAGCUCCUCUGGGAAGAAGUACUACUACAACUGUAGAACUGAGGUGUCCCAGUGGGAGAAGCCCAAGGACCUGUUGGAGAGGGAACAACGACAGAAAGACCCAGUCAAGAUGGCGGCAAAUAGUUUCCCCAGGGACAUGGACUACAGACAAGAGGCCUUGCAGGACAAAGCCUCAACAAAGACCACAUCAGGGGACCAGUCCACAGCAUCCAACUCCGGCCAUUCCUCCUCUUCCUCUUCUUCUCAGAGCCUGAACUCUGCUCCCGGUGCUUUAGGCUCCACCCCCUCCGCCAUGUCCUCCUCCUCUUCCUCCUCUUCGGGGCAGGUGCCUCAGUCUGUCCAGUCCCCGUCACCAGCGCUGCUGCAGGACCCGGCCCUCCUGCAUCAGCUCCUCCCGGCGCUGCAGGCCGCUCUGCAGAUGAACAACGGCAGCAUGGACAUGGCUAAACUCAACGAGGUCUUGGCAGCUGCUGUCACCCAAGCAUCCUUGCGGUCUGUGCUUCAUAAGCUCCUCACUGCUGGACCUGCUUUCAACAUCACCGCUCUGCUCUCAGCUGCUCAGCACUCCAAUCAAGCCCAGCACUCCAGUCAGUCCCCCGUCUCCCUGACGUCUGAUGCGUCAUCACCGCGGCCGUAUGUCUCACCGCGGAACGGCACGCCACAGAGCAGCCAGAAGUCUCUUCUGGGCGUGCACCCCGGCAGCAUCACAUCUUCACAAACGAGGGGCAGCAUGUCUUCAGGUAAACAAGGAUCAGUGCCCCUCUCUCAGACCGCAGAGAAGCGCCCAGAGGACCCCAGAACUCUCCAGCAGAGAAGCCAGGAGAUUCUGUGCACGGGAUCAAACGCAUCUGGUGCCGCGUUGGCUCAUGUCCCCUCCGGCAGCAGCCAAACCCAGGCCGACAACCCCUGCACCUUCACCCCCUCCCUGGCGUCUCAUUUCGAUGAGAGCCUCAUCAAACAUAUCCAAGGAUGGCCUUCAGAGAACACUGAGAAACAGGCGGCUCGGUUGCGGGAGGACAUCCACAACAUGGGCAGCUUGUACAUGUCUGAGAUCUGCACAGAGAUGAAAAACCUCCGCUCCCUGGUCAGAGUGUGUGAAAUCCAAGCCACACUGAGGGAACAGAGAAUCCUGUUUCUGAGGCAGCAGAGCAAAGAGCUGGACAAGCUGAAGAACCAGAACUCCUACAUGGUGUGAGGACCUGGGACGGACGGAUUGAAAUACA